Messenger RNA from Serpula lacrymans var. lacrymans S7.9, 1281 nucleotides. RefSeq lists its product as uncharacterized. The transcript has 6 exons. The record is from RefSeq and is a predicted model, not a curated record. Gene Ontology annotation, biological process: actin cytoskeleton organization. Gene Ontology annotation, cellular component: cytoplasm. The coding region runs from base 1 to 1053 and encodes 350 amino acids. Lineage: Eukaryota; Fungi; Basidiomycota; Agaricomycetes; Boletales; Serpulaceae.
AUGCAUCCCUUUGGCGGAACACCAAUAUGCCCUAGGUGCAACAAGGCUGUCUAUGCCGCAGAACAGGCCAUGGGACCAGGAAGGAAGCCAUGUCUCGCAUGUAAGUUGUGUAACAAGAGACUCGACUCCUAUACCUUGCUAGAACACGAUCAGGAGAAUUUUGGAACACGAGACCUUCGUCAAGCCAACCUCCCCCAUCGAGAGGAUAAUUUAGGCUCUCCCAACUCAGCCCCAUCUCCCCUCCCCAUCUCCCCUGUCAAGACCUCCUUCUCCCUGUCCAGGCCCCCCGCACAUCCCACUCCCAUCCAACGCAACUCCUCCCGUUCUCCAGCGCCCUCCUACAGCACAGGCUCCGGCCGGUCCGCAGCACGCUCUCCCCCGCCCGUCCUUCGCGCAAACUCCACACUUCCCUCCAAAUACAACAAAUCCCCCAUCACAACCUUCGACGGAUCGCUGCCAGGCGAGGGAAAUGCCCACAUCGGCGAGUCGGCAGUACAACCAUCAGGCUCCCCCGUGAGUCCCACCUUCAAGGGAACGCCUACACACAGUGGUCGGGGACUCGGAGGUCUCCCUCGUACCGUCCCUUUCAGUCCUACCAAGACGGAAUUUGGGCGGACGCAUGUCUCUACUGUCAGCAAUGGGGACAAACUGGAGCCUUCGCAAAUUUCUGCCGUCACUCUCGGUCGGUCCAGCUCUUCUACGUCAGCGAUGGAACAAACCCCCAAGACGUCUCCUUUGAAGCCUACAGCCACAGGGACCAGAUAUGGUAUGGCCUUGUCUGGUGCAAUUCACAGUCCAAGUCCCAGUAAGCAAUGGGGGGGCACCAACCCGAUUUGUCCGCGAUGCGGCAAGAGCGUCUACUUUGCGGAACAAAUGAAAGCUGUUGGCAAGACCUGGCACAAGGGAUGCCUGAGAUGCACCGAGUGCAAUACAUCUCUAGACUCGACGAAGCUGACGGAGAAAGAUGGUGAUCCAUUCUGCCAUAGAUGUUACAGCAAGCUACACGGGCCACAGGGAAGCGGAUACGCACUCCUGGGAAAAGCGGGUGGAUAAAGUUUUGAGGUGAGACGUUUGCUGUACGCAACGUGUGUGAAGAGAGAUUUUGGAUGGUCGCUCCCGUAUCGUUAUCAUUAUUCAAUUUCACUUUCACUGUACUAUUUUGUUUUAAUACCUUUCUCUUGACGAACUUCUAGAUAGACGUAUUCUAUGUCUAUGGAGGACUGCAGUUCCACAAACGUGUGAUGCACGCUCGACUGUCUAUCCUCUAAACAGUCUGCUCAC